AAUCUCCUAUAGAACCUCCUAUAUCUCCUAAAUCUCCUGAUCACAUAAAGAUGAUUAUUUAUACUAUGAAAUUUAUAUUUUUAAAACCUAUAAUAGAAGUAGUUAUCGCAAUUUUGACAUAUUAUUACGUUUAUUCGAAAAGAUUAUAUUUAAUUGAGGAUAAGAAAUUUCCUCUAGAUGAUUAUGGUAGAGUAAGUUUCUUUGGAAAUGAUGAUAUUAGGGAUAAAUAUAAA
Racocetra persica is the source of this 233-nucleotide messenger RNA. The record is from the annotation of a GenBank genome assembly. Lineage: Eukaryota; Fungi; Glomeromycota; Glomeromycetes; Diversisporales; Gigasporaceae.